This is a messenger RNA of Echinops telfairi (small Madagascar hedgehog), 4261 nucleotides long. It is a transcript of the gene LRIF1, whose product is annotated as ligand dependent nuclear receptor interacting factor 1. Gene Ontology annotation, molecular function: nuclear retinoic acid receptor binding. Bases 249 to 2513 code for a protein of 754 amino acids. The record is from RefSeq and is a predicted model, not a curated record. NCBI's taxonomy places the organism in Eukaryota, Metazoa, Chordata, Mammalia, Afrosoricida, Tenrecidae. The transcript has 4 exons. Gene Ontology annotation, biological process: regulation of DNA-templated transcription.
GCUGAGGGUCGGGCCGACGCCGUCGUUCUCGAGUCUUCCGGUGUCUGGGCACCUCCUCCCUCCGAAGUCUGAGGAGACGCCCUCCGGAGACCAAGCUGCUUCCUUCCUUCCCGCUUUGAACCGCUCAGGUUUGCUCCGGGAAACUCCUGCUCAACAUUCUCUCGUUCUGGUUCCCCCCCUUGAGGACUUCAGCUGUACACAACCCCCCUUUCUGGUUGUGCCCCCCCCGCCCCUUUCACCCCUCUAAAAUGUCCAAUAAUCUACAGAGGGUCGUCCUGAAACCCGCAGAGGAAAAUUCAGGCAACGCCUCGCAUUGUGUUUCAGGCUGCAUAUACCAAGUAGUUCAGACGAUUGGCUCGGAUGGAAAAAAUCUUCUGAAAUUACUUCCAAUUCCUAAUUCCUCUGGAAAUCUUAUACCGGUAGUUCAAUCUUCCGUCAUGUCUGAUCCUUUGAAAGAGAAUACAGGAAGCCCAGUUCAUGUUACUUUUCAAACUCAGAUUUCCAGCUCUUCCACAAGUGCAUCAGUUCAAUUGCCAGUCUUUCAGCCAGCCAAUUCUACAAAAUAUUUUCUCACAAGAACAGUAGAUGCAUCAGAAAAAGUUAGAGCUGCUUCUGUGGGAACUGAAAAGAUGACCUCAUCUGUUUCUAAACUUCAGAGUCAUAGUGUGAAAAUUGAUGGACUCGCCAUGCAAACAUUUGCUGUUCCUCCCUCUUCAACACAAAGUGAUUCAUCUUACAUUUUAGUAAAUACUCAGAAUCUUCCAAUGGCUGUGAAGCCUCCAGUUUUGCCUUCUGGGCAUCAUUUACAGAUUCCAGCCCAUGCUGAAGUGAAAUCUGUACCAGCUUCAUCGUUACCUCCUUCAGUUCAGCAAAAGAUACUCUCAACUACAGCCACAAGUACCUCAGGAACAGUUGAGACCUCCCAAAUACCAACUGUUAUAUAUGUAUCUCCUGUAAAAACAGUGAAAAAUGUAGUGACCAAGAACUUUCAAAACAUUUACCCCAAACCUAAAACCGAAAUAGCAAAUCCAGUGAUACGAAAUACCACACAAAUGCCAAGCAAUGUGGCAACAGAGACACAAUUAAAAAGUGGUCAACAUUCUCAACCUGCUCCAGUGAAAUGGAUUUUUCAAGAGACCCUACACCCCUACAGUCCAUCACUUGUUCCUGUUAAGUCUUCAAAUAAUGUGGCUUCAAAGAUUUUAAAAACAUUUGUAGAUAAGAAAAAUUCGGGAGACAAUACUGUAACUAUGCCACCAUUGAGUACCAUCAGUCCUAGUGGGACACAGUCCAAAACUAUACCUAUUAAAGAUAAUGCUUUGGUUAUGUUUAAUGGGAAAGUCUAUCUGUUGGCUAAAAAGGGGUCAGAUGUUUUGCCAUCACAGAUUGACCAACAGCCUUUUAUUUCUUCUGAUAUUCCAUCAAGAAAAGACAUACCACAAAUAGUGAGUUCAAGUCCAAUAACAAAUAUAUCCAGAGAGGUUGUAAAUAUUGUCUUGGCAAAAAGCAAAUCUUCCCUGAUGGAGACAAAAUCACUUUCUCCCAGGGCCAAUCUAAGUGCAGAGAAGAAUAAAAAGGUGGACCAACCAUCUCUUUCUACCCCAAACACACAUAACCAAUCCAUUAACUACUUAAGACCAAGUAAGACUUUAUUUACAAAGCCAACCUUUCCCAGUGGAUUUAGUACAGGACAAAAAAUUCCCAGAGAAGGAAUUAUCAUCCAGAGCAUAGAGAAAAUAAGUUCCUCUAUUGAUGCAACAGCUGUUACUGCCCAGCAGGGUGUUUUCAGAGACAAAGAACCAAAGAUCCAGAAUGACAUGGCAUCAACAUUAAAAAAAGUUACUCCAGAAAGAAAUGGCAUGAAAGAUGCUCAAGAAAGGAGUAAAAAGGCACGAUGUCUGAAGAGUGAUGCUGAAUUUAAAAAGAUCUUUGGCCUCACUAAAGAUCUGAGAGUGUGCCUUACUCGAAUUCCUGACCAUUUGGGCUCUGAAGGUUUUGUUGCAGUUAGCAGUGUGAUGAAGGGUGAUCCACACAAAAAGACAGACUUUCUGAUGAAGGAGGAAGAGAGAAAACAGAGUUUUGAGAAAAAAAGAAAAACAAAAAUCAUUAAGAGGAUGGAUUAUACAAAGAAGAGAAAAACUCAGAGUCCUUGUAACACAGCUGUAAACGGGGAAACUAAUGUCACCAGUUCUCAACUCCUUAGCAGUAGUUUACCGUCUUCAGAAGUAGCACAGCUUAACAGUGUCACAACCCACAACAAAACCUGUGAAGAAAAGAGAACUGAGAUAGAACACUGUAUUCGUGGUAACCAGAAGAAAGCUGCGUUGAGUUCAAAUGCAAGUGUUGAACAAAGUCAUUCCUUUAAUAAAACUUACUCAGAAGAUGUUUUCCCCAUGACCCCACCAGAGUUAGAAGAAACCAUUCGAGAUGAAAAAAUAAGAAGACUUAAGCAGGUGCUGAGAGAGAAAGAAGCAGCUCUUGAAGAAAUGCGUAAGAAAAUGCACCAAAAAUAAUAAAAUAUAGUUAAACUUAAAGACUUCAGUUUAAUACUUGCUUUUUCCCCCAGUAUACUUUUGUAUAAAGUUAAUUAUAGGUAGAUUCUGAAAAUGUCUGAAUGUGAUAUUUGAUUUUCAUCAGUGGAUUGUAAAUUUUAGGUAAGGGCUACAGAAAAGGUUGCUUCACGUGUGACUCCUAUGAGUAAUCUAUAUAGGAUAGCUGCAACUUUGUCUUAGGUAGAUUUUUUUUUUAGAAGGGAAAUUUUAUAUUUUUCCAUUUUAAAUACAAUUGCCUGAGUGUGGAUAUUUUUGCAGGACUUUUGUUGUUGUUUGUACCUUUAAUAGCUAAAUUGCUCAGGUGUUAUUCCAACAAUAAUUAUUCUGUAUUACUGACUUUUUACAAUCCUAGAGAUGAUUAAUUUAGAACCUGAAUUUUGCCAGUGGGCUUGUGUAUGUAUUCACUUGGUCUCUGUACCCAUAAAAUGGUAGUGUCUACUCACUGUAUAUUGUACCUUUUAAUUUUUAUUUCAUGAAAGGAAAUUUUGCAACAUUUAAAUAUGCAAACUUUUCUUAAAAAUGAAGAGUGUUUGUUUUGUAACGUACAAAACAGUUUUGUAUAUUCCAAAAUGGGUUUUUAGAAUGCAGGCUAUAUAUGAUGCAUUGUUUUCUGUUAAUUAUUCCUUUUGCCCUCAAGUUGAUUCUGAUACAUGGCAACCUCAUGUUUGUACAACGUUGCACCUAAAGUUUUCAGUGUUGUGACUUCUCAUAAUCAGAUCAUCAAGUCUUCUUAGAUGCCUGUGAGUGGACGAACCACCAGCCUUUCAACUAGUAAUUGAGUGAUUAAUUUUUACCACCGCCUAAAAAAAACCCAAAAAACCUUUUGCCAUCUAGUCCAAAUCUGAUUCGAACAGCAACUCUACAGGACAGAGUAGUACAUGGCUACUCAGAGACUCCUACUACAUGUUUCUGUGGAUUUGCCUAUUCUGGACAUUGAAAAAAUGGAAUCAUGUAAAAUGUUUUCUUAGGACUGGUUUCUUUCACUUAGUACUAAUAUUUUAAAAGUUCAUGUAGUAACAUGUAUUAGUACCUUAUUGUUGAAUGACAUUUUAUUGUAUAAAUACUCCAUGUUUUUGGUUAUCCAUCAGUUUGUGGAUAUGUUUUCAAUUCUUGGGUAUAUACCUAGGAAUGGAAUUAUUGGAUCAUAUGGGUAACUUCGUAUUCAGCAUUUUGAGGAACUGAUAAAUUGUUCAUUUAAAUUUUGUUUCCCUUACUCCCCCAAAACAGAUUUUGUCAGUUCUCAUCAUAAUUUUCCUAUUAGCAGAAUAUAGUUGUAUGAAUCAUUAUCCCCUUAGGAAAAAAAAUUUUUUAUUGUAAAAGUAUUAUAGAAAAUUAGAAAUAUUAAAAUUGAGCAUUUGAUUAUUCAGAUAAAAGCCAAUGCUACUGCCUUUUUGUAUAUUAUUUCUGAUCUUUUUCUGUGCUCCCCCACCACCUUACAAACACAUGUGUGUUUUCACCAAAAUGAAUUUCUGUUGUUCUGAAACAGCCUUCAAGAAGUCAAUAAUCUUUACCUUUAAUUGUCAGUAAAUUUUAAUUUCUUCUAAUAUCCAGGUGAAAUUCUGAUAGCCUAGUUCACCCCAGAAUAUCUUUUACAAAUAUUUUUUCCAAAGUAGAUCAAAUCUAGGUCUAUGUAGUUUAUUUUGCUGUAGUGCUUUUUAACUGGCUCUGUUUCUUAUGACAUUAGUUUAUUAAAUCAGCCAGUUCCUUGA